Messenger RNA from Geosmithia morbida, 402 nucleotides. Its product is annotated as mortality factor 4-like protein 1. Lineage: Eukaryota; Fungi; Ascomycota; Sordariomycetes; Hypocreales; Bionectriaceae. The coding region runs from base 1 to 402 and encodes 133 amino acids. The transcript is spliced from 2 exons. Gene Ontology annotation, biological process: regulation of DNA-templated transcription; chromatin organization. The record is from RefSeq and is a predicted model, not a curated record. Gene Ontology annotation, cellular component: NuA4 histone acetyltransferase complex; nucleus; Rpd3S complex.
AUGCCUCCCGCUCGUCAACAGCAGCCUCAGUUCCAGAAGGACGAGAAGGUCCUCUGCUUCCACAUGGAUAUGCUCUACGAGGCCAAGGUUACCGACGUCCAGCCAUCAGGUACCGACGGAUUCCGCUACAAGGUUCACUACAAGGGGUGGAAGAACACCUGGGAUGACUGGGUCCUCGUCGACCGCAUCAGACCCCUGGAUGACGAGCACAGGGCCCUCGCCAGCCAGCUGCACGCUCAGCUCAAGAAUAGUAUGCAGAAGACGGCAAAGCAGCCCAAGAAGGCUCUCAAGACCGGCGCCACCGACUCGGCCCGCGGUAGCGAGGAGAGGGCCUCGUCGGCUGCACAGGGAGGACGCGGUGGUCGCAGGGGAAAGGAUUGGGAGCUUGAGCAGUAUAUUUAG